This is a messenger RNA of Elephantulus edwardii (Cape elephant shrew), 1074 nucleotides long. RefSeq names its product NADPH oxidase organizer 1 (gene NOXO1). Lineage: Eukaryota; Metazoa; Chordata; Mammalia; Macroscelidea; Macroscelididae. The coding region runs from base 1 to 1074 and encodes 357 amino acids. The record is from RefSeq and is a predicted model, not a curated record. Gene Ontology annotation, molecular function: protein binding; phosphatidylinositol binding; superoxide-generating NADPH oxidase activator activity. Gene Ontology annotation, biological process: superoxide anion generation. The transcript is spliced from 8 exons.
AUGAUGAGCCUUCAGAGUACUGGUUCUGCAGGGGGUGAAUCAGAUGACCAGCUUGGGCCCUCCUUGGAGAACGCCAAACAAUAUUGUGGGUACUUGGAAGGCCCUCGAGAGCAGGAAGGAGUGAGAAGCCCACAAUCUACCACAGGCCCCCAGCACCCCGUGUCGGUGUGCGCAGUGGCCCUGCUGCAGACUGGCAGGCUCCAGACAUUCAUUUUCUCUGUGCGCUGGUCGGAUGGCGGCAACAUUUUCGUGCACAGGAACCAUGAGGAUUUCAGAAGGCUCCAUAAAACUCUGGAAAAGACGUUCCCACUGGAGGCAGGCCUGCUGAACAGAUAUGAUCGCGUUCUUCCCCCCCUUCCUGAUUUGCGGUUGUGGGCCCGUGUGGGACAGACGCACCGUGGCCUGGCGCAUCUGAGGCGCCUGGAGGCCUACGCCAAGAUGCUGUUGACUGUGAGCGAGCCCAUAUCCCGGAACCCGGUGGUCACCCACUUCUUCACGCCUCAAGCCCUGGACCUGAAACCUGGGCUGCCACCUGGCAGCCUGGUGACUCUAUCCGUCCCUGAGGAGCCACUGCCUGCCCCUGCGAGUAGCCCUGACAUCCGACGGCUGGAGGCGCAGAACCUGCGCUGUCUGCAGCCCUACUGCACCCAGGACACACGAGGCCGACCCUUUCGCGUGUGUGCCCAAGAGGCCUUGGACGUCCUGCUGAGGCACCCCUCAGGCUGGUGGCUGGUGGAGAACGAAGUCAAGCAGACAGCCUGGUUUCCUGCGCCCUACCUGGAAGAGGUGGCCCCAGGCCCAUGGCAGGAAGGGGACCUGCCUCUGGGGACCAGCGGGCUACUGUUCUAUGCUUCCCGUGCCUAUGAGCCACGUGUCUCAGAUGAACUGUCUGUGCCCGCGGGGGCGCAAGUGUGUGUGCUGGAGGGAUCGGAUUGCGGCUGGUGGUUAUGCAGGUACAGCGGCCGGGUUGGCCUUUUGCCUGCUGUGCUGCUGCAGCCUGACAGGCUGGGAGUGCUCCUGUGCCCAGAGCUCCCUCUGGUCACUCUCCCACCCGUGCCCACCGUGCCAUCUUGA